Pelobates fuscus (common spadefoot toad) is the source of this 1599-nucleotide messenger RNA. It is a transcript of the gene P2RY12, whose product is annotated as purinergic receptor P2Y12. Bases 152 to 1216 code for a protein of 354 amino acids. Gene Ontology annotation, biological process: G protein-coupled receptor signaling pathway; blood coagulation. Lineage: Eukaryota; Metazoa; Chordata; Amphibia; Anura; Pelobatidae. The transcript has 3 exons. Gene Ontology annotation, cellular component: membrane. Gene Ontology annotation, molecular function: G protein-coupled purinergic nucleotide receptor activity. The record is from RefSeq and is a predicted model, not a curated record.
AUUAUUUCUCAAUCACCGGUUACAUUACAGGAAUUAACAUUGUUUCCAUGAGCGCAAGGUCAUCAUCACAUCCGAAUAAUUUAUGUCAUUUUGGGCGUCCUGACGCAAAUACUGCAACAAAAAAGUUUGCUUGGUUUCCGUGACUCAUAACAUGGAUUCUUUGGUUGGUUAUUCAGGAGGUCGGGAGAUCAAUACAGAAUUUAAAUUCCACAACUUCACAAAUCACAUUGGUAAUUUGAGUGGAUGUUCUAGAGAAAACCGUGUCAACCAAGUAAUUUUUCCUGUUCUCUACUCUAUCCUGUUCUUUGUUGGAAUAAUAAUGAAUGGCCUUGCGAUUCGAGUGCUUUUCCAGAUACCAAGUAAUUCUAACUUUAUCAUUUUCCUGAAAAACUCAGUUAUUUCGGAUUCUCUAAUGAUUAUGACAUUUCCCUUUAAGAUUUUAAGUGAUGCAAGACUUGGGCUUUGGUCGUUGAAAGGUUUUGUUUGUCAAGUAACCUCUGUGAUAUUCUAUUUUACAAUGUAUAUGAGUAUUUUAUUCCUCGGACUCAUCACUAUCGACCGGUACUUGAAAACUGUCAGACCAUUCAACAAGACAACCAAUCCACUCUCGGCGAAGAUUUUAUCAGCUGUGAUAUGGAUAGUUAUGUUUUCAAUUUCACUCCCCAAUAUGAUUUUGACAAAUAAGACACCAACUCCAAAAAAUGUGAAGAAAUGUGCCUUUCUCAAAUCAGAUUUUGGGCUAGUUUGGCAUGAAAUAGUGAACUUCAUAUGUCAAUUUAUCUUCUGGAUAAUUUUUGCAGUCAUUGUAGUAUGCUAUCUUCUGAUAACUAGAGAACUACUUAAAUCCUUCAAAAGAACCAAAAGGGAAAAGACCAAAUCCAGAAAAAAAGUCAAUAUGAAGGUGUUUAUAGUCAUAGCAGUGUUCUUUAUUUGUUUUGUUCCAUUCCACUUUGCACGGAUCCCUUACACCUUAAGUCAAACCCGAGAUGUCUUUAACUGCUCUGCACAGAACACUCUUUUCUACUUGAAAGAAAGCACCUUGUGGUUAUCAUCUCUAAAUGCGUGCCUGGAUCCUCUUAUCUACUUUUUCCUUUGCCGUUCCUUUAGAAAUUCUCUAGCAAUGAUGUGGAAAACAAAGAAAGUGUGUGGCACGUUUUACAUAAAGCCAAGCAUACUGACGCGUUACAGUAAGAGGACAGAUGAAACACAUAUAUAGUAGAAGAAUGGGUGGAAUUUAAUCUGAAGUAGUCCUUUUUAGUUUAUUUGCAGAACUGUUGCUAUUGUAUAUUUUAUGCAUAGUGGAUAAUAAAGAAAAAAAAAAUACGGUGGCUAUUUGACAGGUAAACACAGUGAGAAAAAAUCCAAAGUAGUAAUAUUGAGAGUGUCCCUCCAAAAUCAGGACUGUUUGAGGCCUGCAUAACUAGUAAAUUAUGAAACAUUAUAUUAAUAAUCUUUACCUUAAAAGCUGUCAAACUACCUAAAACAUUUUACAAAACAUAUAGCCAGAUUAUAUACAUAUAGCAUAUAGAAGAUUAGUCACUUAGCGGUUUUCAGUAAAUUCCUUCUUGAAAGCGGACAGGGUCAGUUACACAGCUCCUG